This is a messenger RNA of Pan troglodytes (chimpanzee), 1557 nucleotides long. RefSeq names its product C-X-C motif chemokine ligand 3 (gene CXCL3). Bases 558 to 881 code for a protein of 107 amino acids. Gene Ontology annotation, molecular function: chemokine activity. Gene Ontology annotation, cellular component: extracellular region. The record is from RefSeq and is a predicted model, not a curated record. Gene Ontology annotation, biological process: immune response; defense response; chemotaxis. NCBI's taxonomy places the organism in Eukaryota, Metazoa, Chordata, Mammalia, Primates, Hominidae. The transcript is spliced from 4 exons.
AGAGAGGGGAUAGCUGAGGGAAAACUCGCCUAUCUCCGGGUCCCCAGCAAAUCUGAUAACUAAGGAGACAAAGCUCUCUUCCUCUAAAGAAGUCGUGCCUUUCCUGUCCUGGUUCUCACGGGUCCCCCCAGCUCUUUCCUCCAACCCUACCCCGUACGCGGGGGGUCAUCGGGGACCUAAGGUCCCCCCCUCACAGGCUGUAUCUUCAGCGAGGUGGACUCACUGCCUCUCCAGGAAUUUGGGGCAGAAAAUGAAUAUCCCAAAGUCCCAGAGUGCACGGGAGUUACUCUGGAGGGCGAGGCAUAGGCGUCACCAGUGGGCUCCCCCUACCCGUACCCGACUCCACCCCGGGGGUGGGGCCGUCGCCUUCCUUCGGGACUCCGGAUCGAUCUGGAGCUCCGGGAAUUUCCCUGGCCCGGCCGCUCUGGGCUUUCCAGUCUCAACCAUGCAUAAAAAGGGUUCGCCGAUCUUGGGGAGCCACACAGCCCGGGUCGCAGGCACCUCCCCGCCAGCUCUCCCGCUUCUCGCACAGCUUCCCGACCCGUCUGCUGAGCCCCAUGGCCCGCGCCACGCUCUCCACCGCCCCCAGCAAUCCCCGGCUCCUGCGGGUGGCGCUGCUGCUCCUGCUCCUGGUGGCCGCCGGCCGGCGCGCAGCAGGAGCGUCCGUGGUCACUGAACUGCGCUGCCAGUGCUUGCAGACCCUGCAGGGAAUUCACCUCAAGAACAUCCAAAGUGUGAAUGUGAAGUCCCCAGGACCCCACUGCGCCCAAACCGAAGUCAUAGCCACACUCAAGAAUGGGAAGAAAGCUUGUCUCAACCCGGCAUCCCCCAUGGUUCAGAAAAUCAUCGAAAAGAUACUGAACAAGGGGAGCACCAACUGACAGGAGAGAAGUAAGAAGCUUAUCAGUGUAUCAUUGACACUUCCUGCAGGGUGGUCCCUGCCCUUACCAGAGCUGAAAAUGAAAAAGAGAACAGCAGCUUUCUAGGGACAGCUGGAAAGGACUUAAUGUGUUUGACUAUUUCUUACGAGGGUUCUACUUAUUUAUGUAUUUAUUUUUGAAAGCUUGUAUUUUAAUAUUUUACAUGCUGUUAUUUAAAGAUGUGAGUGUGUUUCAUCAAACAUAGCUCAGUCCUGAUUAUUUAAUUGGAAUAUGAUGGGUUUUAAAUGUGUCAUUAAACUAAUAUUUAGUGGGAGGCCAUAAUGUGUCAGCCACCUUGAUAAAUAACAGGGUGGGGAACUGGAGGGUGGGGGGAUUGAAAUGCAAGCAAUUAGUGGAUCACUGUUAGGGUAAGGGAAUGUAUGUACACAUCUAUUUUUUUAUACUUAUUUUUUUUAAAAAAAGUAUGUCAGUUGUUAUUUAUUCAAAUAAUCUCACAUUAUGUGUUCAACAUUUUUAUGCUGAAGUUUCCCUUAGACAUUUUAUGUCUUGCUUGUAGGGCAUAAUGCCUUGUUUAAUGUCCAUUCUGCAGUGUUUCUCUUUCCCUUGGAAAAGAGAAGUUAUCAUUACUGUUACAUUUGUACAAAUGACAUGAUAAUAAAAGCUUUAUGAAAAAAAA